This is a messenger RNA of Rhipicephalus microplus (southern cattle tick), 807 nucleotides long. Its product is annotated as retinitis pigmentosa 9 protein. Gene Ontology annotation, biological process: RNA splicing. Lineage: Eukaryota; Metazoa; Arthropoda; Arachnida; Ixodida; Ixodidae. The record is from RefSeq and is a predicted model, not a curated record.
GUCAAGCCAUAGUUGUAGCUGCCGCAUGGUCAUGAUUGUGCAAUUAGUUGUUGUGUCAGUGACAUGUUUGUGAUGUGUUGCCUUUAAUAAUGUCGUCAACCAAGUCUAGUCGCUCUGAUAGUCAUGAAGCUAAGCCGGGGCCGGCGCUGCCAGACAAGGGGCAGAAUGUCAGCGACAAAAUAGAGGCUCUAAAACACAUCGACACCUUCUACAACCAGGCCCCACCGGGUCUAAUUCAGGAGGCAAAGGAGAAUCCUGAAGACUGCAUUCCGGACUUGCCAGAGAAUCGGCGAGCACGAGAGUUCCUGUCAAAGGCGCCCACCAAGGGUCUAUGGAUGCCCCUGGGAAAGCAAGUUAAAGUAAUGAAAUGUUGGAGGUGCAAAGCCUACGGACAUAGGACAGGAGACAGGGAGUGUCCAUUGUUCCUCACUGGGAACUCGGAAAGUGAGAAGUUUAGAACUGUGCACGAAGAUCCGAUGCACCAGUUCGUGAAAAAAAGCAAAGCUGCAGAAACGCAGGAACGAAUUCGCCAGCUACAGGCACUUCUUGAAGAAUCAUCAGAUUCAGACAGCAGCUCGAGCUCUUCAACCAGCGAUAGCUCUGAGAAAAAAUCAAGAAAGCGGCGCCACAAGCACAGCCACUCAAAACACCAUUCCAAAAAAAAGCGAAAGCAUCAUCGCAAAUCAAAAAAGAAGCAUAAAAAAUAGUGCUCGCUACCACAUAGCACUUAACUUCCUUUUCUCACAUUCAUAAUUGCCUUACAUAUUAUAUCAUGCCUACGGAAGUAAACAUUUUGCAUUACUCAAA